Molecule: messenger RNA, 1054 nt
Organism: Dimorphilus gyrociliatus
Lineage: Eukaryota; Metazoa; Annelida; Polychaeta; Dinophilidae
Source: the annotation of a GenBank genome assembly
ACAUUUUGCAAAAAAAACUAUUUUGAUAGCGAAUCCCAAAGCUUUCGAAACUAAUGGAAAACGAAAUAUUAGGAUUUAUCGCUGAGAAUAAUGUCAUCUCCAACGAUCUUAUAUCGAAGAUUGCAACCGAAAAUUUCUUACAAGAUAUUGAGGCUGAAUUAGAAAACAGGAAAAUUGAACAAACUCAACUUUUAACUGUUUCAGAAAAACCAAUUAAUUUAACCGAAGAGAAUCAAAUUGUUAUUGAUAGAAAUUUAAACAUAACGUAUGAUAUUUAUGGAAUGAAACAAUACGAAAUGGCAGUAAUUGGAACAUAUAUUGAUCCAAGAAUAUCUGUUGGAUUCAGGUACCAAGUAAGGCAAAUGAGAAAUAAUAAGUUGGUUUUCAAUAGACCACUUAUCCUUAAAAGUAUUGGACAAGGUUACGGAAAACGUCUGACCUUUGAACCUAGCAGCCUAAAUAAGAAUGACAACGUUUUUUGGUCCGAUAGCCAAAAAGAAGGUUUCGCCUUUUCGAUUAAUAUCAUAAAUACGGACGAUUUAUUCCAAAUUAGAGCGAAGAAUUCAAAGAGAAAAAUUGGUAUUUUAACAAUAACUGAAGUAAACGAAGAACAAAUUGAGAAAUCGACUACUUUCGAAGAUAAUCGAGUGAAAAAGAAGGUUCUGGUUUCCGGAAAAUGUUUAGUUCAUUUUAAAAACAACUCCUCUGCAAACCUACAAUUAGAUUCUGCAAAUGAAAUGAAAUUUUCAGGGACAGCCUUUGCCGAAGUUGCCAAAAGUAGUAAAAUAGUGAAAAUUAAUAAAAUUGCAGAAGUUGAGUUAAUGGGAGUUUUUACAAAGAAAAUCGUUAGACUAACACCUCUAAAACCUCAAUGAGUUGGAUAACGAAUAAGAAGACAAUUCUUUCAAUUUCAAUGUGGCUUUCAAUAACUGUUUUUACUAUCUUAAUCCUGUAUCCCUCUAUAUUUUUAAUAAUAUUUUCAAGUGGGACGUUUAGAUAAUCAUUUAUUUUUAACAAAAAUGUUGAUUUUAUUCAAUACAAUCCUUCAAACAAA